GUCUCCACCGCUUCUCCCCGGUGCCCUUCCUCCAUUUAUCCUCCCAGCGCAGCUCCCUCACGCUCCAUUUUCUCUGGCCGCUGCUCAGGCCGGCGUUCUCUGCUCGUCGUGGAGCUUCUCUCCCCUGCUGGCAGCCGAAACUCUCUCUCCCUCGAUAUGGAGCUUUCACGGCGCUCCAUUUUUCCCCCAGCGCGUGCUCUUCUCCCUCUGCCCUCUCACUGCCGCGCGCGUCCUCCCAUGGCCGCGGCACCCCUGCUCGGAGUUCCCUGGUGCCGCGCCCUGAACUCCCCGCGCCCGGCUCCCAACACGUCUUCUUUCCCCCAAGCGCCCUGCUCUGCUCGCCCAUCCUUCCCUCCCUGCUCGGAUUUCUUCCAUGGCCGGCACGCAGCUUCGAGUUCGCCGAGUUCUCUCUCUCCCAUGGUGUGCUCUGUUCUCUCCUGCUCCCCUGGUCGCCGUGCCCCUGCCCAGCCUCCAUCUUUCCCCAGCCGCCCUUCCCUCUGCCAGCUCGGCCGACCGUCCCGAACUCGCAUCCAUGGCGCCUGGCCGGAGCUCCUCCUCUCCCUCGAUCCCAUGGUGCUCGGCGUCCAUCUCCCCGUUCCUGUGCCGCGCCCCUGCUUCCCAGCUUGAGCUCGCCCACCUCGUCCAUGGCCGUCGUGCCGAGUUCACCCUGCGCGUAGCCGGUGUUUCUCCGAUGGCGCGCCCUCCCUGCUCGUUCUUCAGCUCGGUGCUCCUCACGCUCGGAUCCAUGCCGCACGGAGCUCCGUGGUGCUCGCCCCUGUGCCGUCGCUCAGCUCCCUGGCAUCUUCCUCCCUGCGUGCGUCUCCAUCUUCCAGUCGAGCUCUGUGCUCACGCGCAGCUCGCUCUUUCUUUGUUUGCCGCCCGCACGAAUUUUCUCUGCUCGCCACGGAGUGUCGAGCUCCCGCGCCGUCGAAUCGCCUGCUUGCUGUCUGCGCCGCCUAAGUCCCCUCGCCGUGCGCUCUGGGGUCGGCUGCCGCCGAUUCCGCCAUUGAACUUUCAAGCUCGCCAAUGCUUCAGCUCGUUGUUGUCGCCAAGUCCGAAUAUCACAGCUCGUUCUUGUGGCCGUGAGUUCUUUCCUGUGCGCACGCGAGCUCCUCUGUUUGGCCCGUCAUCGUUCUCCAGCUCCUUACCGCACUCGACUGUUUGUCGUCGUCGCUCGGUCGCGCAACAGGCUGACUGCAUGUCGUGUGUCGCACGUCCUAGGUCCUCGUCGUCGCGUCGUUCGCUUUCACACUGUGUGCGACAGCAUCGUCGUUUUCCCUAUCCAGAGCUCGCGCUAACCUGCUCGACCACACCUCGCCAGCUCGCUCUAGACACGAUCUCGUCGUCGUUCCGUGCGUCAUCAAAAAAUUCCAAGCGUCGGGUGAAGACGAAGCUAGCAGCACGAUAUUCCCCAAGCGCUCGAUAAAUUGCCAGGAUCGGAAAAUCAUUACCAAUCCCGCGGAUUCGAGUCAGCUGUUGAAACAGUAAGCUGAUGAAUUAUUCAGAAUAGUUCGAUCAUUGAAUAAAUUAAUGUGCUAGUGCAAUGCUCAUUAUGAUGCUCGAUAAAUUGCGUGAGUCACGGAACUCUCGUCGACUUCGCGGUUCUUGUGAUUAUCGAGCCAAAUUCAGUUUUGGUGAGUUAUUUCACCAUUCCAGAUUUCCAGUUAAUUAGUUUAACCGGUGGACCGAGUAGAAUAUUAGUAGGCCUGUGUGAUGAUGAAAUAUUUUAAUCACUUAUAAAGAUGUGUAUAUAUUUACGAU
Zea mays is the source of this 1761-nucleotide messenger RNA. RefSeq lists its product as uncharacterized. NCBI's taxonomy places the organism in Eukaryota, Viridiplantae, Streptophyta, Magnoliopsida, Poales, Poaceae. The record is from RefSeq and is marked predicted.